CUUUGCAAAGGGGGGCCUGUUUUGUUAUUCCUACUGUAAUUUAUCUGUGAUCCCUAGGUUUACAUGGUAUAGAUUUCUGUACAGAAUGUGGAUUCUCAACAAGUGGAAAUACAACUCAAUGCUAGUGUAUGGUCUUUAUGUGGAAGAACAAACACUAAGGUAUGCAGCACAAAUUUCAGAUUAGACGAAAAGAGAAACAAAACAACACUAAUUAGAUGUCUAACCUAAUAUGCUCUUGCAAGGAAAACAAAACAUACUAAAUGCACCUCAAUGUUCACACUACUACAGCUGACUGCAAAGCUGCCAGUAGUUUAUAUGCUUUACUCCAGCAAACCCCAGCAAUGUUAAUAACUAAGUUGCUAAAGCAUAUAACUGAAAAGACUAUGCAACAUUGCAACCUGACUACACCACAGAGAUCAUGCUUUGGCAAAGAAGCACACCUCAGCUAUCUGGGUGGACGUAUGACAUGACAAUGGUAUCUCAAAUGCUAGAAGUUGAAUAAGACAGCCUUCCUCAACUCCAGUAUAAAUAGUUCAUGCUCAGACUGCAGCUUCCUCAGUCCCACAGGGAGGAAGUUCAGAGUUCUAAUAAGAGCAGCAGCCAAUAUCAUUCACAAGUUAUUUUUCUGCAACAUGUCAGCAACCAAUCCUUUGGUCACGGCUCAUGUCAUACAGGAUGUGUUGGAUCCCUUUACACCAACCAUUCCACUAAGAAUAGCAUACAACAAUAAGCUACUUCUGGCAAGUGCUGAGCUAAAGCCAUCUGCGGUUGUAAGUAAACCACGAGUCGAUGUCGGUGGCAAUGACAUGAGGGCUUUCUACACCCUGGUACUGAUUGACCCGGAUGCUCCAAGUCCAAGCCAUCCAUCACUAAGGGAGUACUUGCACUGGAUGGUGACAGAUAUUCCUGAAACAACUAGUGUCAACUUUGGCCAAGAGCUAGUAUUUUAUGAGCGACCGGACCCAAGAUCUGGCAUCCACAGGCUGGUAUUUGUGCUGUUCCGUCAACUUGGCAGGGGGACAGUUUUUGCACCAGAAAUGCGCCACAACUUCAACUGCAGAAGCUUUGCACGGCAAUAUCACCUCAGUGUUGCCACUGCUACAUAUUUCAACUGUCAAAGGGAAGGUGGAUCGGGCGGAAGAAGGUUUCGGGAAGAGUAG
Messenger RNA from Sorghum bicolor (sorghum), 1160 nucleotides. RefSeq names its product protein HEADING DATE 3A. Bases 633 to 1160 code for a protein of 175 amino acids. Lineage: Eukaryota; Viridiplantae; Streptophyta; Magnoliopsida; Poales; Poaceae. The record is from RefSeq and is a predicted model, not a curated record. The transcript is spliced from 4 exons.